AGACAUGUUACGGAUUAUGCAUGUAGUUCCCUGCAUGUGCAUGCCGAUAUAGAAAAGGGGUGUCUUGCUGUUAAUUAAAAGACACAGAAUAUCUGAAUGCUUAGUUUUCUGUUUAAAAUAAGCAGGAAGAUGUAGAAUAUAAACCAUAUACAGUACUGUAUGCUGUAGGUCUGUAGGUCCUCUCCAGAAACCCCUCCCUUCUCCUCCGCACGCAUCUUCCUCUUGCCACGCGACGGAUCUGGGGCAUUCAUUUUCGACAUUUUUUGUACGCCUGAACUCGUCUCACGAUGGAUCAGCAGCAGGACUUCAUGAACUCCGACCCCAGCAACGCAGCCCUGCACUACAACUCUGGGGUUACCAUGGCCGCUGCCGUGGCUGACAUGACCAUUAAAGAUGCCCACCAGGGGGGCAAGGACGUCAAGGAGAAUGGGGUUUCUGCAGUGAAAGUAGAGUCUCAGGAGCCCUCAGAAGAGGAGGCAGCAGAAGAAGCGGUGUCUCAGCUUGCUGAGCCCGAGAGUGCCCCCUCUGGUGAGGAGGUGCAACUGGGGGAGGAAGGAGCCGGAAAUGCAGCCAUCGCUGCCCCUGCUGUAGUGGCUGAUCAAGAGGAGUUCCCAGGAAUGAGCCUGAACCUCGCAGGAACCGCGCCGAUUGGCAGCUGCACUUCCGUCAAGGAUGGGAGUGACUCUGAGCAAGCCCGUGCCUCCCUUACAAGCCCUGGGGACCUGAAACAUGUGGGAAUGAAUGGGUCUGUGCCAUUUUCUCCAAGGGAAUUCUCCUCAGAUGCGUAUAGGAGGCAGUCAGAAGACUCGGAUAGAAUUUCCCAGAGCCCUGGCCAGGUGCAAAGUGAGUUGGGGGUGUCGCUGAUCCGCAGCGUUGUGGUAGCAGAUCUCUCAUCCUUGGGAGUGGGCUGCAUGGACGACAAAGAUGGACACCCUGCAGCUAACCUCUCUCCGUUCCUUGAAGGCAAGAAUCGCGUACUGUCUUUCGAUUACACCGAACCUCAGCGCCCAACCGGCCAGGAUGGGCUCAGUGGAGAACUGAGCGGCCCUGAUGAGUCGCCAUCCGGAAGCAGAAGCCCGGAGCCACGCCUUGCUGACCCUUGGUCUCCCACCUCCCCUACUGUGGUACCAAAGGGGGCAAGUCAAGCAUCUCUGAGUCCUGAGCGACAACCUGACAGUCCUGUGGCAAGCGAGGCCCAGAAAGACCCUGGAGACACAGAGAGCUUUUCGGAACUAGCAAAUGUGGCUCCUUCAAAGGCAGAUGAAUACCUGGAGACGUCGGACGAAGAUCUCAAGGCAGCUGUGAAAGCCACAGAUGUGUCUGCAGGCGGCGACAAUGUCUUGUCAUACCAGGAACAGGGAUCUAUAUUCCCCCCUGAGAAGACCCAACAGAAACCUCUGUCCAAGAUUGCUGCCCCUCCUGUUUCUAACACCAAAUCUCAGAAACCCCCCCAAAAAGAUGCUUCCAUAGACAGAAAAUCAAAUGUUCCAGUCCCUCAAACCAAAGCUAAAACCAAGGCUGAUGCUGAGAAAAAUGCUGCCGGCAGUGAAAAGAAGACCCCCACAACCACACCUGCCAAAUCUAGACCCACUUCCACCCCAAAAAGACCCUCCUCAGUCACUGCGAGCCCCUCGAAAAAACCCCUGGCCUCCUCCACUAGCAGGCCCGUCGCUAAAGCCAGCAGUGCAGGAGCCGGUGGGACCAGGCCACAGGUGGCUGAUGGGAAAGCUGGAGCCAAACCUCAAGCUGCAGGGACCAAAAUUCCUGGCAAGACCCCGACUCAGACUGUAGAUUCCCCCAAGACCCCAGAACGCAGUGGAUCCAGCACCCCAAAAUCACCCUCCAGCCGUGCCCACACCCCUGGAGCCAACAAGGAGGUGAAGAAGGUUGCUGUGGUUCGCACUCCUCCCAAGUCCCCGGGGUCCAUGAAGAACCGCUCCCCUGCCUCCGCGGUUCCCAUGCCGGACCUGAAGAACGUCCGGUCUAAAAUCGGCUCCACGGACAACCUCAAGCACCAGCCCGGAGGAGGCCGGGUCCAGAUUCUGGAUAAGAAGGCAGACUAUAGCAGUGUUCAGUCUAAGUGUGGUUCCAAGGUCAAUCUCAAGCAUGUCCCCGGAGGUGGCAAUGUGCAAAUUCCUAAUAAGAAGAUGGACUUUAGCACUAUUCAGUCUAAGUGUGGCUCGAAAGAUAAUAUGAAGCAUGUUCCUGGAGGUGGUAAUAUUCAAAUUGUUCACAAAAAGAUGGACUUGAGCAAUGUUCAGGCAAAAUGUGGCUCGAAGGACAACAUUCGACACAAACCAGGUGGUGGCAACAUUGAAAUAAAGACAGAGAAGCUGGAGUUCAAAGGCCAGUCAAAGAUUGGCUCUCUUGAGAACAUCGGGCACGUGGCUGGAGGAGGUCAAAGGAAGAUUGAGUCACACAAGCUGACCUUCCGUGAAGAGGCCAAGGCUCGCACAGACCAUGGGGCAGAUAUCGUCUACAAGUCCCCCACUGCCUCCAUGGAUGGCUCCCCCCGCCGCCUCAGCAACGUGUCCUCCUCCGGCAGCAUCAACAUGGCUGACUCACCCCAACUCUCCACCCUUGCCGACCAGGUGUCCGCCUCCCUUGCCAAGCAGGGCUUGUGAUUCCCAUGCCCCCCCAGCUGGAUUCCUCGCCCCCUGAGGGGAAAAAAAAUCACCCUGAAAGAUGAAAAAAGAAAACAGUAACCUUUGCUUUCAUUCCUCCGUCCUUUCAAACGAGUUGUGUGCAGGAUAUCCUAACCGGGUCAAAUAUCCUACCCCCCCCUCUUACUGUCUUUUUGUUGAUUAGUGUUUUGGGCAUGACGGUUAGAUAACUAGGAAAAUUGAUGAGUUAUGAUAUUUAGUUUUCUUCCAUCUCUGGAAUAUAUUUGAAUGCAUUGAUCCUGUUUGUUGUUGAUAACGCUAAAUCAGGGCCCUUUUAAAGAAGAACCACACUAAUCACACCGACCAGGAGCCUGCAAGAUAUUCCCACACUUCUCUCACGCCUCUAUCAUGUUGUCUUUUCUCAUAGCUUUUAGUCUUUGCUCUUAAAAAGAGACCUCUAAGAUGUUUUGUUUUAUGCAGUCUGCUUUUAACCUUGCUUGUGUGUCAGCUUAUUAAAUGCACAAAAUUCCAAAUACAGAAAUAAAUAGGCCUAUGGUGGGAGUGAAGGGUAUGUAAUCAAAUUAAAAUCAUCGUGAAAAAUCCAGAAAAAGGGAGGAAAAAUGGUUUUAGCAUGUACUCCAUAAUAAGCAAAGCUCUUGUCACUUAUAACUGGGGAUCACACAACUUCUACACAUCCUACAUUAUCUGCAUAGUGCAAGGGCAGCCCAUUCAGUUUACUCACAAGGGAUUUCCUAAGCAGCAUAAAACCUGAUGAUAUUGAGUCCUUGGGCAGAGCAUUGAGUCAGUUCAAGCCUUCAGAAUCACUCUACUAUUCAGACUGUUAUCUCAGAUUCAGGAGUCCCAGUGGGAUUUGCCAUUUGUUUUCUGCAUAGACAUACUUUACCCAACUCCAGUAAGAAGCACAGACUUCAGCUCCAUUUUUGAAGGAUUACAGUGAGGCGUGUGUAUGUUGCCGAGUAGUGAAAUUAUUUAUCAAUGUGAGAAUGGCAAGGGCAACCUUGCUUACACCAUGAUUACAGUUAUGUCAGAGCACGGAAGAGGACAUCUUACCAGUGCAUUUCAUCAUACCUUUAUUCUUUUCCCCCUACUGCACAAAUGUGACCUGCGUUAAUAGCGAUUUAGUGAGGGGAGGACUGAUCUGUGAACUACAAUGGAAUUCUCAGUCACCAUGACAACAGAGUGGCAAAUGCUUCCAAGUAUGUGCAGCUACGUGAAGGGUUGAAUUUGAGGUUUUUUUUUUUUGGUUGGGGGCCUCUGACCCUUAGUAUAGAUGUAGACUAGGAGGCCAAUGCCACAAUUGUAUUAUACUUACCGUAGGUAAAAGUAGCAGCAUGAACAAUAAACACAGCUUCACGUAUAGUUUAGUUUUACUUCUAAGUUUCAGGCUGUGCUUUAACACAAACCUGGCAGACAGAGUUGACACUUAUAACACGUCAGUCAUCAGUCAGAGAGAUCCUAUUACUAACUAAUUACUAUAGUGACAAAUUUUUACAUCCUAGCCUUUUUUUUUAAAUAAAGUAUUUUAUCUCUAGUUGGUUCUGGAUUUAUCAAUUAACAGAGACAUACCCUGGGAAAAAAUCUGGAUCAUGGGUUUUAUUCUUUUAAAACAGGUUCCCUGAGUCAGAAUUAUUAGGUAUUAAGCUGUGGCAUCUGAGUUUCCUUUAAAGCAUAUACAUGGAAACAUGGAAAAUUAUUUCACUUGUAGUUUCCUCAGUUUGCCCUCCUUUGUUAAACUGUUUUAAAGAAAUGGUUUCAUGAUUGCUGUUGUCAACAAGUUGUUUUCCCAUCCAAAAUAAGCCCUUGUGGAACUUUAAACAGUGUGACCUGCAGUGGAGGAAUAAACGUUUCCUUCAUAGUUUCCUGGACAAAACAAACGUUUGAGGAUGUGCAGGAUGGUGGAGACCAGCUCUUACUUUCACCACGUCGACAUUACAGGGUACCUGCUACCGGAAUGGCAAGGGGAGGGUACCCACGUUAAAGUAGAAACGCUUUGCAAAGAUGCGACAAGUAGUAGAAGUGAUGCUGCAUAGUCAUACGCUUUACUCCAUUCUCAUUACCCAUAAUACCCCACCUCACGUUAUUCACCUCCCCAUUGGCCUUUUCUCCCUGCAUGUACAGCUAGAUAAGACAGAAGACUAAAGCAAGACCGUGACCGAGCCCAAACUCCCCCCUCCCUCCGCUUUCUUCACUGAGGGCACGUGCUGCGCCACAAAUCAAGAAAGUAAAUGUUUUGUCGCGAGGAAAAAAAAAAAAAAAGGAAAAAAAAAGUGAAAAAGUAUGAAACGCUUAACUGCAUAAAACCAAGCUUUUUCUAAUAGUAUUCCGUGGAUGUGCGAUGUACCUGAUUAUCAAAACCCUGUUUUGGAUUGUGUCUGCUGGCCUAAUCUACCCUUUUAUUUAUGUUCAUGCUCCUAAGUAAAUGCUUUUUAUUUAAUAUUUUUUUAAGAUGAAAGCUCUUCACAAAAACAUUUUUACCCUUGUUGAUGAAUGAACUGAGACUACACUAAUUUAAAAAAAAAAAAGGAAAAAAAAAAUGAACAAGACAACUGUCAUAUUUCUGAAAGAUCAGAGUGGAUUGAAAUAACAGUAAUAUGUGUAUGUGUUAGCAAACGUUAAACAGCUAGUAGACUUGCUGUGAGAGUUAAAACUGUCGCAACUUGGGCAAGGAAGCAACAUCCGGAGUCUACGGUUCUGCUUCAGACCUGAACUUGAGGUACCACAACUGAGGCAUAGCCUCCAAAUCUCCAUGAGUAAAAAAAAUCAGGCGUAAAGAAAUGGGACAUUUUGGGAGUUGAUAUUCAGAAUCUUGCUGGGGGAAAAAAAGGGGGUUCAGGCCUGAGCAAAAUGAAGAUGAAGGAACGUUUGAAACUCCUGUCAUACCAUUUCUGCACAAAUCGAAACUGCAGUGUGACCACUUCGGUUUAGUCAGAUGAGGGGGAAAAAUAAAAUAAAAUAAAAAAAAAAUUAAAAAUUAUUAUAGCCAGGACUUAUUUCUACAGAUAUUCUGCUGUUGCAACUGUUCGCCAGUUAGCCUAGAACCUCCAUUGUAUUCCCAUAAUGCCCAUUUUCAUAUUUAGGGUGAUUUCACUGGUGACAGCAGGAGAAAUAAGACCCAAGUGGUCACCCAUUUCUUCUUGAUGGGGACGAUGUGUUUGAUAUGAUAGCGUUAGAGAAUUAUCCAACCUAUGUAUGUGUGUACUUGUUUGGCUUAUUGUUGAACCACUGCAGAGGUAUAUUCGAGGCAGUAACAGAAGCUUGCUCCUGAAGAUUCAGUUCCGGAAUGCAACCAGUUCAUUUGCAUGUAGUCUUGUAACCUAUAUCGCUGACACCAAAACUCUUGAGUGACUUGGAUGUAUGUUUGAAUAGUCCGUCUCCUCCGCAUUAAAUGAACAAAACUCCUUGGUAGCAGGAAAACGUUAAAAAGAAGAGAAAAAAAGCCCUGGUUAGAGACGCUAUAUCCAAGAACCACAGGAGGGGAAGGGAAAAUGUUCUGUGAGGCUUUCUAUGUUGUAAAUGAUUUUUUUAAGAGCUCUCCCCUCUUUUGAGAGUUUUGGAAAGGUAUUGCCAUUUCAGUCUCAUUAAUGCCUUUAAACUCCCCCCAGUUUCUGCAUUUUUAUUUCUGCAGUUCUACAUUCUAGCUUGGCAAUUGUGACUGUCCAUAUGGUUAUUGUGUUUUAUUAAUAACUGGUUUACACUGAUAUUUGUUGCUGUAAAUGUGAAUUUGGAAAUAAAAUCUGUAUUAAACAGUUA
Paramormyrops kingsleyae is the source of this 6374-nucleotide messenger RNA. The record is from RefSeq and is a predicted model, not a curated record. NCBI's taxonomy places the organism in Eukaryota, Metazoa, Chordata, Actinopteri, Osteoglossiformes, Mormyridae.